Molecule: messenger RNA, 3732 nt
Organism: Tinamus guttatus (white-throated tinamou)
Lineage: Eukaryota; Metazoa; Chordata; Aves; Tinamiformes; Tinamidae
Gene: CPD
Product: carboxypeptidase D
Biological process (GO): protein processing; peptide metabolic process
Molecular function (GO): zinc ion binding; metallocarboxypeptidase activity
Source: RefSeq, a predicted model, not a curated record
CGGCUUCGAGCGCGCCCGCGAGGGCGACUGCGGCGGCGGCGCGGCGGGCGGCCGCGAGAACAGCCGCGGCCGCGACCUCAACCGCAGCUUCCCGGACCAGUUCGGCGCGGCGCAGCCCGACCUGGGCGCCGUGCCCGAGGUGCGCGCGCUCAUCGCCUGGAUGCAGCGCAACAAGUUUCUGCUCUCUGGCAAUCUUCAUGGUGGCUCAGUGGUUGCAAGCUAUCCCUACGAUGACUCUCCCACACAUAAGCCCACAGGAGUCUACAGUAAAUCGGCGGAUGAUGAAGUUUUCAGAUACUUGGCCAAAGCUUAUGCAUCAAAUCAUCCUAUAAUGAAAACUGGCACCCCAAAUUGCCCAGGCGAGGAAGGAGAGACUUUCCAAGAUGGCAUCACAAACGGUGCCCAGUGGUACGAUGUGGAAGGUGGGAUGCAAGAUUACAACUACGUGUGGGCCGACUGCUUCGAGAUCACCUUGGAGCUGUCCUGCUGCAAAUAUCCACCAACCUCCGAGCUUGAGCAGGAGUGGGAGAACAACCGGGACUCUCUCCUUGCCUUCAUUGAGAAGGUCCACAUUGGUGUGAAAGGCUUCGUCAGGGAUGUAGUCACCGGCUCUGGCUUGGAGAACGCAACUAUCGUUGUUGCAGGCAUCGCUCAUAACAUCACGGCGGGCAGAUACGGCGACUACCACCGACUGCUCGUGCCUGGGACCUACAAUGUGACCGCAGUUGUGAUGGGUUACACCCCAGUGACCAUGGAGAACGUUGAGGUGAAGGAGGGAGAGGCAACAAUAGUGGAUUUCUCCUUGCAACCAACUGUGAUGGCACCAGCUCCCAACCUCACGCAGUUCACAGCAACGCCUGUUCCCGUCUCUACCAUCACCUCUGCUCCUGUGCAGGCAGAGUCACCCAGACCCACCUCUGUCCACCAGUCGAUCCAGCCUGUGGACUUCCGUCACCAUCACUUCCCAGACAUGGAGAUCUUCCUACGGCGCUAUGCGAGCGAGUACCCCAACAUAACCCACCUCUACUCUGUGGGCAAAUCGGUGGAGCAGCGGGAGCUCUACGUGAUGGAGAUAUCGGACAACCCUGGCGUCCAUGAAGCAGGUGAGCCCGAGUUCAAGUACAUUGGUAACAUGCAUGGGAAUGAAGUUGUGGGGCGAGAGCUGCUCCUGAACCUCAUUGAGUACCUCUGCAAGAACUUUGGCACCGAUCCUGAAGUGACCGGGUUGGUCCAGAGCACACGCAUCCACAUCAUGCCGUCCAUGAAUCCUGAUGGCUAUGAGAAAUCCCAGGAAGGAGACAGAGGAGGCACCGUUGGCAGGAACAACAGCAACAACUACGAUUUGAACCGGAACUUCCCAGAUCAGUUCGUACAGGUGACAGAUCCUCCACAGCCAGAAACUCUUGCUGUCAUGAGCUGGUUAAGGACUUACCCGUUUGUCCUCUCGGCAAACCUGCAUGGAGGUUCUCUGGUGGUUAACUACCCCUUUGAUGAUGAUGAACAAGGAAUAGCCAUAUACAGUAAAUCCCCAGAUGAUGCUGUGUUUCAGCAGCUGGCACUGUCCUACUCCAAGGAAAAUACACAGAUGUAUCAAGGAAGCCCUUGCAAGGACAUGUACCCCACUGAGUACUUCCCACACGGCAUCACUAACGGCGCGCAGUGGUACAACGUUCCAGGUGGGAUGCAAGACUGGAAUUACUUAAACACAAACUGCUUUGAAGUGACCAUUGAGUUGGGCUGUGUGAAAUAUCCAAAAGCAGAGGAGUUGCCAAAAUACUGGGAGCAGAACCGCAGGUCUCUUCUCCAGUUCAUGAAACAGGUUCACCGCGGCAUCCACGGAUUCGUGCUGGACGCCACGGACGGACGGGGCGUUCUCAACGCCACCAUCAGCGUCGCUGACAUCAACCACCCGGUCACCACCUAUAAGGACGGAGACUAUUGGCGCCUCUUGGUCCAGGGGACGUACACAGUCACAGCAUCUGCUCGAGGGUAUGAUCCAGUAACUAAGGUGGUGGAGGUUGGCAGCAAAGGUGGGGUACAGGUCAACUUCACCCUUCCACGGACAGACUCCAAAGCAGAGGAGGGGAAAGUGCCAGUUCUGAACACUCCAGACACCAGCGACCCCAAUGAGAAGGAGUUUGAGACACUCAUCAAAGAUCUCUCUGCUGAGAACGGCCUGGAGCGCCUGCUGCUAACCCCGUCGGGGGACGUGUCUCCUUAUCGAUACCGCCCUUACAAGGACCUCUCCGAGUUCCUCCGCGGCCUCAAUCUGAACUACCCCCACAUCACAAAUCUCACCAGUUUGGGUCAGAGUGUGGAGUUCCGACAGCUGUGGUCCCUCGAAAUCUCCAACAAGCCCAACCAGUCUGAGCCUGAGGAGCCAAAGAUCCGCUUUGUUGCUGGAAUCCAUGGAAAUGCUCCUGUUGGUACAGAGCUGCUCCUGGCAUUGGCAGAAUUUCUCUGCAUGAACUACAAGAAGAACGCUGCGGUUACAAAGCUAAUUGACCGCACCCGGAUUGUGAUUGUACCUUCCCUGAAUCCAGAUGGACGUGAGAUCGCACAGGAGAGGGACUGCACGUCAAAGAUAGGCCAGACCAACGCUCACGGCAGAGAUCUGGACACAGACUUCACAAGCAAUUAUUCCCGAUACUCAGGGACACGAGAGCCUGAGACAAAAGCCAUCAUAGAGAAUUUGAUACUGAAGCAGGAUUUCAGCCUGUCUGUUGCACUGGAUGGUGGCUCUCUGCUUGUUGCUUACCCGUCUGAUGAGCCAGCGCAGACAGUGGAGAACAAAGAAACACUGAAACAUUUGGCAUCCGUGUAUGCAAACAACCACCCAUUGAUGCAUUUAGGCCAGCCAGGCUGCCCAAAUAAGUCAGAUGAAAAUAUUCCUGGAGGCGCUGAAUGGCACAGUCACCAGGGCAGUAUGAAGGAUUUCAGCGUUACGUUUGGUCACUGUCCCGAGAUCACAGUUUACACCAGCUGCUGUUAUUUCCCAAGUGCAGGACAGCUCCCCAGCCUGUGGGCAGAGCACAGGAAGUCUCUGCUCAGCAUGCUCGUGGAGGUUCAUAAAGGAGUCCAUGGAUUUGUGCAGGACAAGAGUGGCAAGCCAAUUGCUAAAGCCACUGUUGUUUUUAAUGAGGGCUUGAAGGUCUCUACUAAAGAGGGAGGCUAUUUCCAUGUGCUCCUGGCUCCUGGUUUGCAUAACAUCGAUGCUGUAGCUGAUGGGUACCAGCAGAAGCAUGUCACGGUUUGGGUACGCCACGAUGCACCUAGCUCCGUAUUCAUCGUGUUUGACAUGGAUAACAAGAUAUUUGGCCUGCGAAGGGAGCUGGUUGUAACCGUUGCAGGUGCCAGUAUGUCUGCUCUGGUCCUCACCGCCUGCAUCAUCUGGUGUGUCUGCUCAAUUAAGUCCAACAGGCACAAGGACGGCUUCCACCGCCUCCGCCAGCACCACGACGACUACGAGGAUGAGAUCCGCAUGAUGUCCACGGGCUCCAAGAAAUCCCUCCUGAGCCACGAAUUCCAGGAUGAAACAGACACUGAAGAAGAAACAUUGUACUCCAGCAAGCACUGACACCUCCGAGAGAGAAAAGGAGGUUCCCCAUGGACCAGUCCGGGUGGGAGGGAGGAUUCCUGUGGUUCAAUUUUGGAACGUUAGCUUACAGGACGUGUCCUCCGGAGGUGUGGGUGGUAGCUCCUGACUCCCCUCUGUUCUUUGCUGUGUUCCUA